CUCAAUGUGAGUACGGGAAGAUGAGUAUAUAUCCGUGAGCUGGAAGCCGAACAUUUCGCCUCUGAAAUCUUUAAUUGAAAUUACCUCAGAAGUGAGAGAAAGUGGUGAAUGGAGGGGCGAAUUUAGCGCUAAAUUAGAUUCACACCUGCCUCUCGUUUUUCGAUUGUUUAUGUUCUUAGUUUAUGAUCAAGAAGAUGCAAACCUUUUCUACCAGAGUCAAAGGGGUGAUAAGCAAUGUGGCAUUUUUGCGCUGGAUUUGAAGAUAUUCUUUUUUGAAGUCAAGAAGAGUUUUUGUUCUAGUUUAAAAAUUAAUUCCUCGUGCCGAGAUUCGGAGACCAAUGAAUGUCAUUUAACAAAGUUUUGUUCUAGAAAAGAUAUUGCGGAUGUUUUAAAACUGUUCUCCAAUCUAGGACAGGAACAGAACCGUAGGGUAUUUCUGAGGCACUGGACACGAUGUUCUCCAGGUGGAGGGAUGCCACUCUGUACAUGAAGCUAGCGUUUGUCAGCUUCUUGCUGGGUUUUAUUCUGUAUGUGGUCGGAUUUUCCACCCUGUAUUGGGAAUAUUAUCAAACGACGGAGUCCUCCACCAAGGUCAUCGGACUGUGGAAGUACCUGCUGGAAUACAGGUACUCAAAACAAGCCCAGGCGGCCAGGAGCUUUUCCAGUAGCGCUCAGAUUCCCAAAUAUGUAUUCAAUUCCGGGUGGUUUCGCCUUACACAAGCCGUGGAAUGCCUGGGUCUGAUCUGUAUGGUUAUAGCUUUACUUAUCCUUCUCCUAUACUUCUUCGUAUCCUCGUGUAAACAGAGAAAAGCGCUGUACGCCAUCAUACUAUUUACUUUCCUGUCAGUUUUGUUCAUUGUUAUUGGAAUUGCUGUUUUUGGUGGGAAAAUGGAGCAGAUGGGCUAUUCUGUGGGCUGGUCGAUGGGUCUAGCCAUUGCAGGGGUAGUGUUGGCAUUUUUGGCGGGAAUAAUGGAAGUCUUAGAACUCCGCUGAUCUCACUUUCUGCCUCGACAUUUAUUUGUGCCAAAAAUAUUGGUCACUUUUUUCGUGGCCUGUGACGUAUAUUCAGAUCGGACUUCGUGUAUUAACUAGCAUCGAGUCAAUGUUGUCAAGACUCUUCAACAAAUAACAUUUUCUUCUGAUUGCAUGUUUUAUCUUUUGAAAUUAAAUACUCGUUUGAUGUUGUAAUUUCUUGAAGAUAAACAGAGUACAACAUUUACAUUUGUAAUAAAAGCAAUAUUUUUUUUGUUCUAGA
This is a messenger RNA of Magallana angulata, 1255 nucleotides long. RefSeq lists its product as uncharacterized. The transcript has 3 exons. The record is from RefSeq and is a predicted model, not a curated record. Gene Ontology annotation, cellular component: plasma membrane. NCBI's taxonomy places the organism in Eukaryota, Metazoa, Mollusca, Bivalvia, Ostreida, Ostreidae. Bases 454 to 993 code for a protein of 179 amino acids.